Molecule: messenger RNA, 2723 nt
Organism: Brassica rapa (field mustard)
Lineage: Eukaryota; Viridiplantae; Streptophyta; Magnoliopsida; Brassicales; Brassicaceae
Product: galactinol synthase 4-like
Molecular function (GO): glycosyltransferase activity
Source: RefSeq, a predicted model, not a curated record
AUUUAUGGUUAGUUUAAUAAAAAUCUUAUUAUAUAUUUAGAUGGACCAACAUAUUUCUCUAAGUAUUCUAAGAAUCAUUCUAGUGAUGACAUGUGACUACACAAAAUGUUGUAAUGUUUCUCAAAUAAUAUAUAGGGGAUAUUUCCUAUAAAUAUUGAUAUGAAAUUUUAAAGUGCAAUAUUGCAUUAUAGAAUAUAUAAAGUAGAUAUGGUCAACUGUUAAAACUAGAAAUAUAUAUGAUUUUUUUUGGAAAUAUUUUUUUUCUUAAGAAUAUGCUAACAAAAAAAGGUAUGUACAAAUACAUUUCAAAAAUUUCUUACAUUGUACAUUCUUAGAAUAAGCAAAAAAAGGUAUGGGAAAAAAUAUAAUUCAAAUUUCUUUUCAUGAUAUAUGAAUGACAUAUGGACCAAUAAGGUGUCACCACAAUUUUACAUUUCUAUAUGUGACUUAAUUGGUGAUAGCUUUCAUCAGUAACAUAAGUGUAUAUAAUUCAGAGGCCAACGUCACAAGUUGGCACAUACAAGCUUCAUCAGAAAACUUCCUCCUAUUUUAAAUACUUCCAAACCCAACCUAAUAUUCCUUGGUUCCAAAUGGCCCCAUCCAUUCCCAUGGAUCAAGUCAUUUUAAAGCAAAAUGCCCAUCAACAAAGAGCCUAUAUGACAUUCCUGGCAGGUAAUGGAGACUAUGUGAAGGGUGUAGUGGGUCUAGCAAAGGGUUUGCGUAAGGUUAAAAGUGCUUACCCUCUCGUUGUUGCUGUGAUGCCUGAUGUGCCUGAGGAACAUAAAGAGAUCUUGAGGUCUCAAGGCUGUAUAAUGCGUGAGAUCGAGCCUGUAUAUCCUCCGGACGACCAGGUCUCUUAUGCAAGGGACUAUUACAUUAUUAACUACUCGAAGCUUCGUAUUUGGAACUUUAUAGAGUACAACAAGGUAGUGUUCCUUGACGCGGAUAUUCAAGUCUAUGACAAUAUAGACGAGCUAUUUGAUUUGCCAGAUGGUUACUUGCAUGGCGUUAUAGGCUGUUUCUGUGAGAAAACAUGGAGCCACACGCCCCAAUACAAAAUUGGAUACUGCCAGCAGUGCCCGGAAAAGGUGAAGUGGCCGGUCGAGAUGGAAUCUCCUCCUCCACUGUACUACAACGCUGGAAUGUUUGUGUUUGAGCCUAACCUCUCUACAUAUGAGAGCCUCCUCCAGACUCUCAAGGUCACACCACCUUCAGAAUUUGCAGAACAAGAUUUUCUCAAUGUGUUCUUCGAGAAAGUUUUUAAACCGAUUCCAUUGGUUUACAACUUGAUUAUGUCUGUACUUUGGCGCCACCCGGAGAAUGUGGAGCUGGAGAAUGUCAAAGUUAUUCAUUACUGUGCACCUGGAUCCAAGCCAUGGAAGUUCACUGGAGAAGAAGCUUACAUGGACAGAGAAGAUGUCAAAAUGUUGGUCAAGAGAUGGUGGGAUAUUUAUAACGACGAAUCCCUCGAUUUCAAAUCGUAAAGACCUGGUGAAGAUGCGGAAGCCCUUUUGAAAUAUUUUGGCGUGGCAUAAAGCCAAAUUAUGUUUACAAUUACUGUUUUGGUGUGUUUGAUUUCUAUGCUUUAAGUUAUAUGUUUUCUUUGAUUGUGUGGUGAGAAUAAAAUUUGUCAAACUAUAAUAAUUCAUGGCAUUUUGCUAAAAUAUAACAAAAAAAAAACAGAUCUAUCGUCUUUUUAUCAUAGAUUUUUGGUCGAUAUCUGGACCUUUAAUAUUUUUAGAUUAUUUGAAACAUUAAUAAAAAUAUUUAAUAAACCAAAAAAUUAAAAAAAUGGAAAUGAUGAAUUGUAACAUACAAUCACACAUAUAAAACAUAUUUUGUUGUCUGAUUCUUGGUGAAAUAGAAUUUUGUUAUUGUUCUACAAAUACCGUAUGUUAUUUAGCUAAUUAUAUAGUUAUCUGCAAGACUUUUUUUUUUUGUGUGCACCAACUUCCUUAAUCAGAUCAACCCAUGUUUGGUACAAAAGCGUUUAGAGCCUGCUUGGCUAAAAGAUCAACAGAAGAAACAGAGUUCCUAGGAACCCAGUGAAAAGAAACAGAGUUAUCUGCAAGACUUUAAAUACGUAAUUUACCUAUUAUGCAAUCAACUAUACAAACGUGGAUAUUAUGUUACUUGGUCUCAGUUAUUAUGUGAUUGUUCGUAUGUUUACAAAUUACAAGUCUACAAACCAAAUCAAUUAGUAUUAUAAGUAGAGUGUUAUAUAUACAAAAAUAAAUUUAUUGAUUUGUAAAUCAUGAGAACAACAAUUUUAAAAUAUUUAUGAAAUUUUUUUUUAAUAUCAAAAACGUAUAUUUUCCAACUAUUGUAUAAGAAUUCACUUCUAUUUGUACUAGAUUUUUUAAUCGCGCUACGCGCAGAUAGAUAUUAUAUGUAUUUUUCAAUUCUAAAAAAAAAAGUAUAAUAUUGUAUUACAUUAUUUAAAGAAUAUAAAAUAAGACUACAUAACAUAAAUAUAUAUUUAAAAUUUUCUUUGUAGAAAUUAUUAUGUUGUUUGAUUGUUGUACUUGAUUCAACAUAUUUACAUAGUUAUUUGUGAUGGAUGAAUAACUAUAUUUUUAUUAUCAGUAAAAAAUAUAUAUUUAUUAUAUAAUAUAAGAAUUAUUUACUUUUAAAACAAAUUUGUCUCAUGUUAGGGACUCGAUUAUAGACAUAUCAUAUUCGAAUGAGACAUUUUUACAAUUAUCAAUCUUCUUAACAGUCAA